AUGAUAAGUCCGAUCGAGGUCGAGGCUGCGGAGAUGAGUGCCUACCUUAGUACUAUCGCACUGAACAACGUCCAUGUACGCACCCUACGAGUGCGUAACAACUUUCACCCGCAUUGGAGUACCAAGAUACGCAAGAAUUCAGCAGAGAUUGGUGCGACGUACGGUGCUCUGAGCAGAGCAAGCCCUCAGCCGCACGUCGAUGUCGGCUGCUUUCGCCUCGGCGACAGAUCGAGCCUCAACCCUUCAAGGUCCUUCUGGCGGGAACGAGGUUGGUACAGGGUAGCCCCUGUCAGUCUCACAGGUUCUCUUUUGCCCUCCCACGUCAUCCAAUCUCACACAAACAGCAUCCGCCUCAAUUUCUUUUCAUCCUUCAUCUGA
Molecule: messenger RNA, 378 nt
Organism: Trichoderma reesei QM6a
Lineage: Eukaryota; Fungi; Ascomycota; Sordariomycetes; Hypocreales; Hypocreaceae
Exons: 2
Coding region: 1-378 (125 amino acids)
Source: RefSeq, a predicted model, not a curated record